This is a messenger RNA of Actinia tenebrosa (Australian red waratah sea anemone), 1479 nucleotides long. RefSeq lists its product as uncharacterized. The record is from RefSeq and is a predicted model, not a curated record. NCBI's taxonomy places the organism in Eukaryota, Metazoa, Cnidaria, Anthozoa, Actiniaria, Actiniidae.
UUGAGGACUAGUUCUGGAGAGUCGUAUCUAUUAAAACGCAUCGCUUAGUUGAAGGACUUUGAAACUUAAUGAAUCGAAAUUCAUCAUUCUAAAGCUGCUAUUAAACUUCUAAGGCGGAAAGACGUAUGUUGAAUUACCCCUCUCUCUUGGAAGAUCUGGAGUUCUACUUUGAGUUACAAACGUCGAGCAGCUUGCUAAGCCUAUUACAAACGACUACAGUCAUUGGAAGCGGAAAAAAUGCGAAGAAGUUUUUACAUAUAUGUUCUGUUUGCCGUGAGUUUUCGUGGAUUCUGUUGCUGCAAAAGUGAAGAAGUUCUUGAAAAUCCACAUCGAAGGCUUGAUUUCAGAGCUGGAAUAUUUUCAAGCAUUCAAGGCUACGCAAUCAGUUUGGUAUUCAAGACUCUUCAAGUAUUCGACGCCUUUGCAUGUGUGUCAGCAUGUCUUGAAGAACCGAACUGUCAAUCAGUCAACUUUGGCACCUCAGGGCAACCCAAACAUCUUUGUGAGCUCAGUCAAAAGACUUUUGAUUCCAAGCCUUCGUGUAAAGUGCCGAGGUCAGGGUUUAUUCAUUAUUCUCCUUUCCAGACUCAACCUGUCACUAAUGACCCGUGCAGCAACGUUACAUGUAAGAAUGGAGCGACUUGUGAACCAGGAUUUGGUGAAUCAGGUUUUCGAUGUAAAUGUGGGGCAUUCAACGAUGGUCAAUAUUGCCAGUUUUGGACCGUUAAUAUCUCAUCUUGCAAAGACAUUUUCAGCAAAACAAGCUAUCGUGCGGACAUGGCCUACACGUACAUGAUCGACAACAAACAAACAGAUAUCUAUUGUCAUUUGUCAAGCGAUCUGUGUGGAAGCAGGGGAUGGACGCUGGUCAUGAAGACUGACGGCUCGAAGAACACAUUCAUUUUCUCGUCAGCCUUGUGGUCCAACAAGAACGCGUAUGGACUAUCAGCAGGUAAAACCGGUUUUGACAAUCACGAGACCAAGAUGCCCAGCUACUGGGCUAUGCCUUUCCAGAGCUUGUGUGUUGGUAUGAAAGUCGGGAACAACUUGAACUGGGCUCUCAUUCCUUAUUCGGCUUCUUCCUUGUAUGACGUCAUUGCUAACAACACCUACAGCAAUUUUACUAUUGGUCGAGAGAAAUGGCUGUCUCUGAUUGGUGGAUCCUCCUUACAGCAAUAUUGUAAUAAUGAAGGUUUUAAUAACAUACUUGCAGUAAGGAUUGGCAUUAGAUCGAACAAUGAAAACGACUGCAAUUCACCGGAUAGUACGAUCGGUUUUGGACUUCCGUGGAGCGGUUUAACAUGUGGGAAUCGCUGUAAAUCGUCCGGCUGCAGUAGUGGUUCAAAAGACUUAGUGACCUUUGGGUAUAUUUUAAUCAACCAACCGAUUUGAAAUAGUGACGUAGAAAUGAAGUCACUACAAAAGUGAGGUGUUUUAAAAGAAGCUUGCGGAAAACUUGAUUAUCGAAAAUUAAUUACA